This is a messenger RNA of Andrographis paniculata, 1031 nucleotides long. RefSeq names its product agamous-like MADS-box protein MADS3. Lineage: Eukaryota; Viridiplantae; Streptophyta; Magnoliopsida; Lamiales; Acanthaceae. The transcript is spliced from 8 exons. Gene Ontology annotation, biological process: positive regulation of transcription by RNA polymerase II. Gene Ontology annotation, molecular function: protein dimerization activity; DNA-binding transcription factor activity, RNA polymerase II-specific; RNA polymerase II cis-regulatory region sequence-specific DNA binding. Gene Ontology annotation, cellular component: nucleus. Bases 58 to 855 code for a protein of 265 amino acids. The record is from RefSeq and is a predicted model, not a curated record.
CAUAUGCUAUCUUACUCGAUCUGAUCUGUGUAGAUUAGACUGUUAGAGAGAGAAACUAUGGGGAGAGGAAGAGUGGAAUUGAAGAGAAUAGAGAACAAGAUCAACAGGCAGGUGACAUUUUCCAAGAGAAGAAAUGGGCUUCUGAAGAAGGCCUAUGAGCUGUCUGUGCUGUGUGAUGCUGAGGUUGCCCUUAUUAUCUUCUCCAGCAGAGGAAAGCUUUAUGAGUUUAGCAGCACUAGCACAAGCCAGACCCUGGAGCGGUACCAACGUUGCUGUUUCAAUCCCCAAGACAACACAAGCGCUGAAAGAGAAACACAGAGUUGGUACCAGGAGGUCUCAAAAUUAAAAGCCAAGUAUGAAUCUCUUCAAAGGGCUCAAAGGCACUUGCUUGGCGAAGAUCUUGCACCCUUGAGUAUCAAGGAGUUGCAGAAUCUUGAAAAACAACUCGAAGGAGCUCUUGCUCAAGCCAGGCAAAGAAAGACUCAGAUUAUGAUGGAGCAAAUGGAAGAUCUGCGCAGAAAGGAGCGCCAGCUUGGCGACAUGAACAAGCAGCUCAAGAUUAAAGUGUCACUAGAAAUGUCCACGAUUGAGGCAGAAGGACAAGCAGCAGCCCUGAGAGGUCUUCCAUGUCCGUGGAACUCGGCUGCCAUGGCUGCCACAUCAGUCGGAAAUAGCAGCAGCUUUCCUCUCCAAGUUUCACCACCUCCUUCCAAUAAUCCCAUGGACAAUAUUGAAACUGAUCAACCUGUCCUGCAAAUUGGGUACCAUCAGUAUAAUCUUGGUGAAGCUGGGUCAUCUUCCAUUGCCCGAAGCAUGGCUGUCGACGCUAGUUUCAUCCAAGGCUGGACUCUCUGAUAUAUAUCUAUAUGUAUAUAUAUGCACGCCCUUCCUAUCCUAUCCGCCAUUUUCAGAUCAACCUCAUCGAUCAUCAUCCCAUCCCACCUUACUUACCUAAUUGUCUUUUUGGUAUAUCAAUUCUCUCUCUCUCUCUCUCUCUCUCUCUCUCUCUCUCUAUAUAUAUAUAUAUAUAU